AUGAGAUUGGCUAAAUCAGUUGAUUUGGGACUGAAAAUGUCUUCCCAACCAAUCAAUCGAACAAAGUUUGAGGUUACAUCUGAUAACAAGAGUUAUGUUGUUGAUCUUAGCAGUUACACAUGCACAUGGGUGCAGUCAUAUGGUCAUUUUGAACACUUCCCCGUAGAGUUUAGAUUAUCCAUUUAUGGUUCUGCACGAAUGGUGAACCAGAACCCAUCAUCAUAUGUGAAUGAUUACUUUUCCACUGCUACUCUCUAUGAAAUAUAUUCUGAUGAGGUGAUGACACUACCGAAUUAUGAAGAUUGGCGUAUUCCUGAGGAUAUUGCUUUGAGGGUUGUGCUAACACCGGGUGAUGUUCGACAAGCUAGGAGGCUGCGUGAGAAGAGGAUUAAGAGUGAUGGUUCCAACUCAUCGAGUAGUCGUGUUUGUUCUUGA
Molecule: messenger RNA, 435 nt
Organism: Salvia miltiorrhiza (redroot sage)
Lineage: Eukaryota; Viridiplantae; Streptophyta; Magnoliopsida; Lamiales; Lamiaceae
Exons: 3
Coding region: 1-435 (144 amino acids)
Source: RefSeq, a predicted model, not a curated record